Molecule: messenger RNA, 4326 nt
Organism: Frankliniella occidentalis (western flower thrips)
Lineage: Eukaryota; Metazoa; Arthropoda; Insecta; Thysanoptera; Thripidae
Exons: 2
Coding region: 1-4326 (1441 amino acids)
Biological process (GO): DNA replication
Molecular function (GO): nucleotide binding; DNA binding; DNA-directed DNA polymerase activity
Source: RefSeq, a predicted model, not a curated record
AUGGACUCCAAGUUGAUUGAGAUCCUGGACGAGUGGGAGGAGGGCAUGUUCAUGUUCCCGGAGCUGCUGUCAGAAGCUUAUACUACAUUUCUCGGGCAGCUCGUUGGGGCCACUGCAGCGGAGCGGAGCGACCCUCGCGUCGUCCCAUUCCUGCUUGCCGGCUAUCUGGCGUACUUGGAGGACCAGAAGGGUGAGGAUCCUCAUGCUGCCUUGACCUACCGCAUGGCUUUGGCCAUGCCAGGUCCCUCCAAGUUCAGGUCACCUUCGCCUCAGCCAGAGCCUCCUCAUUCACCCUCGCCUCAGCCAGGCCCCUCCAAGCAGAGGUCACCCUCGCCUCAGCCAGGUUCUUCUGAGUCGAGGUCACCCUCUCCACAGCCAGGUCCAUCUCGUUCCCCCGAGGCCGCCAAACGCCCAAGGGAGGAGGAUCAGGAGGAGGAAGGCCCUACCCUGGAGGUGCUUCAAAGCCGUGAGCGUGAGCUUAAACGGUUCAAAACAAAAUUCCGCGAAGAAGUGGUUAUGAUCAAAGGUCUUGGUGACACUUUACCAUCAGGAGACCUUAUGGUAUCGCUCUUCGACACCAUGCUGCAGCGACAGCGAGAGGCUGUCGAUGCCAAGGAUGAUGACAGGGCAAUCCUUGAAAUUGAAAGUGCAGAAAAUGUUGACAACCCUCUGUGGUUUAGCAUGAGGAGGGUUGACCAACUUAACGGUCAAGUUGUGCUCGACAAGCUUGAACGUGUUUUGAACUCUAAUCAGGCUUUCAUGGCCAAUGGGGUCAUGAAAAUUAGUUACAUACACGUCCCUACUCCAGAAAAUGGAGGUCGUCGCACUAAUCGGGUUCAGAAUGAGACUAUGGACCAAUGGCUACAAAGAAUGGUCGACAAAAGUACCAUAUUUUCACCUGACAACACCAGGGACUCCAUGUGCUUGGCACGGAGCAUAUUUGUGGCCAAGUCUAGGAAGGGUCUUCACAGGUCCUCGUUUCUACGGCUUAAGAAACCGGAGUCAGGGGAACAGGACAAGGGGGCUAAGGCUUUGUGUGACAAAGCGCACAUUGGUUACGAUCAAGCCUGUGGUCUAGAUGAAAUCAGAAUGAUGCAGGAUAUACUGCCUGAUUAUCGACUCUGUGUUUUUACCGACAAGCAUGGUAAAGAGUGCAUAUUCAAGGGGCCUUAUAAUGCAACGCGUCAGAAUCUGUACCUCCUUCUGCACAGAGAACACUUUUCGGCUAUCCUCUAUCCUUGCCAGGCAUUCGAAGUUCAUUUCGAAUGCCAAAAAUGUGUAGCUUUUUACAACCACAACACAGAUCACCGUUGUGAGGGUUCGUGCUGGCGUUGUUUUGGAGAUACGGUGCACGAUGACCCCACCACUCCUCUUGUACGGUGUCCAGACUGUCGGCAUCAGUUCUCAGGUGAUGAGUGUUUGAGAUUUCACAAAACUGUGAAAAUGAGGAACUCUAAUCACACAAAAUGUCAAGUCUUUCGGUUCUGCACCAAUUGCUCCAAAAGCUAUAACGUUUUGAAGUCACCAAAACAUGUAUGUAAUUUUGUUUAUUGUAAAAACUGUAAAGAAAAUGUCAAGGAGAAUCACCUUUGCUACAUGAGUGGAUGGACUGAGCCAGAGAAAAAGAAAAAGUGGAACUAUGUAACGGUGUUCUAUGACAUUGAAACUACUCAAUGUGAUCCUGUUGAGGGAAAAGAAAACACAUUCGAACACAAACCAAACCUGCUCGUUUCACAAGCAGUGUGUGAUGAUUGCACCAAAGUGCCAGGAAACGACCAUUUCUGCACGGUGUGUAAAACCAGGCAACAGGUAUUCCACAACUUGGAUGACCCUGACGCUAAUGUUAUGGGCUUGUUUCUGGACUACCUCCAAUCUUUUGGACCUAAGACAAGCGUUUUGAUAGUGGCACACAAUGCAAAGGCAUUCGACGCCAUUUUCGUUCUCCAGGAAUUAGUGAAAAGGGAAUUGAAACCAGAUCUUAUCCUGAACGGUGCUAAAAUCCUGUGCAUGAAGAUCGGCAAUUGGAAAUUUAUUGAUUCCCUAAUGUUCCUGCCAAUGCCCCUAAGCACUAUGCCAAAGUCAUUCGGGUUCACCGAACUCAAGAAAGGGUACUGGCCCUUCUUAGCUAAUAAACCAGAGUAUUACAAUUAUGAAGGCCCCCUCCUAAACAAAGAACUUUACUGUGUGUCAGGCAUGAAGUCAAAGGCCGCCAACGACUUUAAUACAUGGUACGAUGCCCAGGUAACUGCAAAGUACAUCUUCAACUUCCGAAGGGAGUUAAUUGAAUAUUGUAUAUCUGACGUGACGAUUCUGCGUCACUCGUGCCAAGCUUUUAGAAAGCUUUUCCAAAAAGUUGCUGGGUUUGACCCAAUGCUCCACUGUAUUACACUAAGCAGUGCAUGCAUGGCGGCCUUUCGCCGGAAUUUCUUGACCGCCAACACGAUAGGUCUUGUGCCUCCAGGAGGAUAUCAUGGCAGAGGCAAGCAAAGCCACAUUGCUCUAAAGUGGCUUGAUUAUGAGGCCCACAAACUCGGCAAGGUCAUAAAGACUAUUUACACCGACCGUGAGGUCCGUGUCAUGGGAAGGGCAGUGGAUGGUUACAUAGAAAUCCCUCAACCAAAUGGCAGCACUGAGCGCCGCAUUUAUCAAUUUCACGGGUGCUAUUGGCACCAGUGCCCCGAACACUUCCCAGCUAACGAAGACGACAUAGAAAACAAAUACCAAAAAACUAAAAAGAUCACAGCUAUGUUCCGAAAACAGGGCUAUGUUGUGAUAGAAAAGUGGGAAUGUCAGUUUAAACUGGACCUUGCCAAUGACCCCGAAGUCAAGAACUUCUUUGAGAACAAUCCAACCACACGCACUCCCCCUCUGCAGCUAAGAGACGGCCUGGCGGGUGGACGAACGAGUGCUCUUAAAUGGCACUACCAAGCCAAACCAGGCGAAAAAAUAAAAUUAGUGGAUGUCAUUUCAGAAUACCCAAAUGCCAAUCUUCGGGCAGAGUAUCCAGUAGGCCACCCAGAAAUCCAUCUAGAAGGAUCUCCUGAGAUGCCACCCCCAGAUUUCUGGAAUGGCAUGAUAAAAUGCACUGUGUUACCCCCAAAAGACCUUUACCUGCCGGUUCUCCCAUACAAAUGUAAUGGAAAACUCCUUUUUCCACUCUGUCGCACAUGCGCUGAGAACGAGUGCACAGAAAUUUGUCAACACGCACCUCCUGAGAGACAGAUGAUGGGUUCGUGGUGUGCACCAGAGCUUCUCUACGCUCUCAGGGAGAAGAACUACCGGCUUCUUGCUACCCACGAAGUAUACCAGUACCCUGCCACAUCCCAGUACGAUCCUCAGACACGACAGGAUGGGUUGCUUUCUGCGUAUGUCAGGUGCUUUAUGGCCCUGAAGAUACAGGCAAGUGGUUGGCCUGUCGACUGUGACACUGAUGAGCUCAAAGCCAAGUUUGUGGAAGAUACCUUGAAACACGACGGGGUCAUCAUAGACCCCGCAAAGAUGAUUAAGAACCCCGCUCUGCGCACUUUGGCCAAACUAAUGUGUAACAGUUUUUGGGGGAAGUUCGGAGAAAAAACGCUUCGACCCAAGACAGAGCUGAUCAAGGAACAUGAAGCAUUGUUAGAGCUGAUAACAGACCCUCGUAAAACCGUGACUGCCCUUCUCCCUCUAAGCGAGACCUUACUGCAGGUCACAUGGCAGCCAGUAGAGGAUUCAGAGGAAUCCCUACCCACAUCCUCCCUGAUACACGCUGCCUUUACGACCUGUCAUGGCCGUCUUCAAUUGUACAAGUACUUGGACGAGGUAAAGGACCGUGCACUUUACCACGACACUGACAGUGUGGCGUACAUCAGUCGGCCUGGCCAGCCAGAACUUCGCCUCGGCACCCACUUGGGUGAUUUAACAGACCAGAUUGAAGAAGAUCAUGGCCCAAACUCGUACAUCACAGAGUUCGUUGCGGGGGGCCCUAAAAAUUAUGCGUACAAGGUCGCUGUAGGUGGGGAUACAAAAAACAUAAAAGUUUGCAUAAAAGUCCGGGGAAUUUCUAUUAACAAGUCCUGUGACUCACUGGUGACUUUUGAAAGGCUUAAGUCGAUGGUAAUGGGGGAAAGAGACAAAACAACUGUUCCCAUUCCCCUCCAGAUUACCCGAUUGCCUACUUGGAAGGUGGUCACGCGCCCUACGACCAAAAAUUGGCAGGCCAAAAACACUAAGAGGCGGCGGGUUGACAUGGCUAACACAGUCCCCCACGGCUUUAAUGCCUGGUCUGAAGCCGAUGAGGAGGAUCAAGGACUCCUCGAAGUCAUGGGCUUCAUGGCAACUGAUUAA